Molecule: messenger RNA, 2226 nt
Organism: Alligator mississippiensis (American alligator)
Lineage: Eukaryota; Metazoa; Chordata; Crocodylia; Alligatoridae
Gene: GCGR
Product: glucagon receptor
Exons: 14
Coding region: 229-1728 (499 amino acids)
Biological process (GO): adenylate cyclase-activating G protein-coupled receptor signaling pathway; cell surface receptor signaling pathway
Cellular component (GO): plasma membrane
Molecular function (GO): peptide hormone binding; glucagon receptor activity
Source: RefSeq, a predicted model, not a curated record
CCCCCGCGCCCGGUCCCUCCCCCCGAGCGGCACCGGCUGCGGUCGCGGCUCCGGCAAAGUUUGCAGGCGCGCGGCGGAGACGGCGGGAUCGCGGCCCUGCCCGCACCAUGCGCCCGGGAGCCGCCGGCCGCCGAGCUCCGCAAGGGCGGCCCGUGAGCCCAGCCGCCGGCGCCCCGCACCUUCCCUAGGCGGCAGCGAGGCCCCGAUGCGCGGGUGCCCGGCAGAGACAUGUCCCGGCGGCGCCUGCUCGCCCUCCUGCUGGCCCUGCUUUCCCACUGCCAGGGACCCUCGGCCCAGGUCACGGACUUCCUCUUCGAGAGGUGGCAGGCCUACAGGGAGGAGUGUCACCACAACAUGAGCCUGCAGCCGCCGCCCACGGAGCUGGUCUGUAACCGCACCUUCGACAACUUCUCCUGCUGGCCUGACACACUGCCCAACGCCACCAUCAACGCCUCCUGCCCCUGGUUCCUGCCCUGGCACCGGAAAGUGAAGCACAGAUAUGUCUUCAAGACGUGCGGGCCGGAUGGGCAGUGGCUGAAGGGCCCCAAAGGGCAGUCCCUGCGCGACGCCACCCAGUGUGAGAUGGACCCCGAGGACCUCAAAGCCCAGGAUAAAUUCGCCAAGACCUAUGGCAGCUUCAAGAUCAUGUACACGGUGGGCUACUCUGUGUCGCUGGGCACGCUGCUCCUCGCCCUCACCAUCCUGUUGGGCUUCAGCAAGCUGCACUGCAUGCGAAACUACAUCCACAUGAACCUCUUCGCCUCCUUCGUCCUGAAGGGCAUCUCAGUGCUGGUGAUCGACGCCCUGCUCAAGACUCGCUACAGCGAGGAAAUCGAUGGCUACAAUGUUGGCACCUGGUUCAGCGAUGAGGCUGCCGCUGGCUGCCGGGCAGCCACUGUCUUCAUGCAAUAUGGCAUCGUGGCUAACUACUGCUGGCUCCUUGUGGAGGGCAUCUACCUGCACAACCUGCUGGUGCUGGCCGUCUUCUCCGAGCGGAGCUACUUCACCCUCUACCUGUGCAUCGGCUGGGGGGCCCCCAUCUUGUUCCUCGUGCCCUGGGUGGUCGUGAAGUUUCUGUACGAGAACAUUCAGUGCUGGAGCACCAACAACAACAUGGGCUUCUGGUGGAUCCUCCGCUUCCCCGUGUUCCUGGCCAUCCUGAUCAACUUCUUCAUCUUCAUCCGGAUCAUCCAGAUCCUGGUCUCCAAGCUCCGCGCACACCAGAUGCGCUACACGGACUACAAGUUUCGGCUGGCCAAGUCCACGCUGACGCUGAUCCCAUUGCUGGGCAUCCAUGAGGUGGUGUUUGCCUUCGUCACGGACGAGCACGCCCAGGGUACCCUGCGCUAUGUCAAGCUCUUCUUCGACCUCUUCCUGAGCUCCUUCCAGGGGAUGCUGGUGGCCAUCCUCUACUGCUUUGUGAACAAGGAGGUGCAGGCGGAGCUGCUGAAGCGGUGGCAGCGCUGGAAGCUUGGGAAGGACCUGGCCGAGGAGUACAAGCACACGUACAGCCACACGCCGCAGCCCCGCGGGGGCGGCAGCACCUGCGAGAAGCACCGGCUGGUGAGCUACAUCAACGGGGGCCGCGGGCUGCCCACCGCCCACACCAGCUCCCACUACCUCGAGCGCACGGGUGCCAGCCCCAGCCCCAGCCCCAGUGAAAGCCUCACCCCUGGCCAGCGCCAGCUGGCCUAUGACUUCCCGGGGGUGGCUGAGAGCACCUUCUGAGCCCCCCCAUGGCACGCCAGCACCGGGCCCCACAUGAGCCCCCACCCUGCCCUGGGCAGGCAGCAGGGACAUGGGCAGGCCCCAGGCUCGGACAUCGCGCCUGGAGAGACUGAGCGGGGCUGGAGGCAGGCGUGAAGGCCCUGAGCCUGUGCCUGCAGCAAGGCCUGGAACUGAUGCCCAAGCCACGUGGGCGGACUUGUGCAGGUGCUGCAGGAGACCCUGUUACCUGUGGGGAGAGGGAGCCUUGGCGAGCCCAGCCAGGUGGGGGGCAGCGGGCAGGGGGAGGUGCUCCUGCCCCAGAGGGCACUGCACCCGCAGGCACAGGGGUGGGGAGGAGGGGUGUCGGGGUGUCAGGUCCUUGCUUUGUCCCGGCCAGAGAUCCUGUCUCUGGGCAGCAACUCUGGGCAAGCAGCCCCGGCUGCCCGUCUCCCCAUGUCUGUGUCUGUCUGUGUUGGGGGGCGGGGGGGCACUGGCACCAAUAAACUGUGGUACCUUUCA